AUGAAAAUGCAGAUGGGUUUUAUAUGUCUUGUUUGUUUUAUGAUGAUAAACAUUGGUGUUACUAGAGCAACUAUAUGUUACGAAUCAUGGAAUUUCACAACAAAUAGCACCUAUGAGAAGAACAGGAACAUGAUCCUCUCAUCUCUUGCUUCUAAUGUAACUCUACGUGAUGGUUUUUUUUAUACUGCAACUAUUGGCCAAGAGCCUGACAAAGUUUAUGCUCUUGCUCUUUGUAGAGGGGACUCUUUGUUAGAAGAGUGUGCUGAUUGUGUCAGUUCUUCAGCCAAAGAUAUUAUGAGGCAGUGUUUGAACCAGAAAGAAGCAGUGGCAUGGGGAGGGACAUCCCAGAGCAUUGUACGCUAUUCAAACCGUUCUAUUUUUGGAAUAAUGGAGGCGGAUCCUAUGGCUGGCGGUUGUGAAGGGAACAACAUUAAUACAACAGAUACAGCGCAGUUUAACGAGACUUGGGUGAGUUUGAUGGAGGGCUUGGUGAUAAAUGCUUCUACUGGGUCCAAUCACCCUAGGCGUAAGUUUGCAACUGGAAACGAAAAUUUUUCAUACUUUAUGAAGAUAUAUGCAUUACUGCAGUGUACUCCAGAUAUUUCUCCAAGUGAUUGUGAAGAUUGUCUACGCCAAUCUAUAUAUUACCGAGAGGAUCAUGAUCAAGGGCAGACAGGUUGCCUCAUUAUGAGACCUAGCUCGAAUUCAGAUCCUACACAGAAUCCGUCAAGCCAUUCUUAUCUUCAUCCAAAUGAAAAUCCUACAGUUGUCUUGGUUACACCUGUUCUCAAUGACACCAACUAUCAUUCUUAG
This is a messenger RNA of Pistacia vera, 813 nucleotides long. RefSeq names its product cysteine-rich receptor-like protein kinase 11. NCBI's taxonomy places the organism in Eukaryota, Viridiplantae, Streptophyta, Magnoliopsida, Sapindales, Anacardiaceae. The transcript is spliced from 2 exons. The coding region runs from base 1 to 813 and encodes 270 amino acids. The record is from RefSeq and is a predicted model, not a curated record.